AUGAAGUUAAUUAUCUCUAAGAAAAAAGUGAGGGAUGAUGGCCCCUCCACCUCUGAUGCCAGGCCCUACAGGGCCCUUCCUAAGAAGAAAAAGCGGGCAUACACAGAGGAGCUCAUUGCUGAGAGCGAUUCUUCCCAGUCCAGUGACGACGAUGUGCAGGAAUUGCUGCGUCAGAACCGCAUCCUGCAGCGUCGCCUGGCUAGGGCUAAGGAGCGCUUAGAUAAGUCUAAGUCCCCUUGUCGACGCUCCCGCGAGGGUAGGCAUAAGCAUAGGUCACCGGUUUCAAGUUCAUCAGACAGCUCCUCCAGCCCUGAUUCGCGCAGAACACGUUGCAGGAAGAAGAGGUCUUGCAGAUCGAGGAAGCAUGGGCGUAAGUGUAGGAGGGACUCUUCAGAUUCUUCAGAUCUUUCAGGUACAUGUGAUUCCUCCUGUGGCGAGUUGGAAGAACGGUGCAAAGGGUACUGCGUUACUACCCACAAGGCCCCUAGCCUGCCUAGUUGGAUAUGGGAACGUCACACCCGGCGCCAUCGCCGUGCCUUUGGGGCCAAGGAACCAUUUGGGGAGGAUGGGCUUGAUGCGAAAGGGAAGGUGCGGGCAUCUAACUUCAAGACCACGGAUCAGCCUCCUGGCAUCCGGCUUAAAAAGAAUAUACACAACCGCAUUCUAAAUGGGGAAUUUGUGGACUUGUUUGCCCUGAUCUCCCCAGCUUAUUCUUGUAGUUCCAAGUUUAAGCCGAAUUGCAUCACAAGAAGGAGAAGGCAGUGGAUAUUGAUAGAACUUUUGACAAUUGGCUAG
Podarcis lilfordi (Lilford's wall lizard) is the source of this 795-nucleotide messenger RNA. NCBI's taxonomy places the organism in Eukaryota, Metazoa, Chordata, Lepidosauria, Squamata, Lacertidae. The record is from the annotation of a GenBank genome assembly.